AUGCGGCUGCUGCUAGCCAGCCUGGUGGCCGUCUGCCUGGCCCUGAGCUCAGCCGGGGGCGCGGAGCUCCAGAGAGAGGGCAGGGCCCGGAGCCACGGCCACAGCGUCUGCAGCACUUGGGGCGACUUCCACUACAAGACCUUCGAUGGCGACGUCUUCCGCUUCCCCGGCCUGUGUGACUACAACUUCGCGUCGGACUGCGGGGACGCGUACAAGGAGUUCGCGGUGCACCUGAAGCGGGGCCUGGGCCGGGAUGGGGGCCACCCCCAGGUCGAGUACAUCCUGCUGACCAUCAAAGACGACACCAUCUACCUCACCCGCCAGCUGGCUGUGGUGAAUGGGGCCAUGGUCAGCACCCCGCACUACAGCCCCGGGCUGCUCAUCGAGAAGAGCGACGUCUACACCAAGGUCCACUCCCGCGCCGGGCUCACCCUCAUGUGGAACCGGGAAGACUCCCUCAUGCUGGAGCUGGACGGCAAGUUCCGGAACCGCACGUGUGGGCUCUGCGGGGACUACAACGGCCUGCAGGUCUACUCGGAGUUCCUUUCUGACGGCGCGCACUUCAGUGCCAUCGAGUUCGGGAACAUGCAGAAGAUCAUCAAGCCCGAGGUGGUGUGCGAGGACCCCGAGGAGGCGCCCGCGGGGGAGUCCUGCUCUGAGCACCGCGCCGAGUGCGAGAGGCUGCUGCGAGGCCCGGCCUUCGAGAACUGCCUGGGCCUGGUGCCGCUGGAGCCGUACGUGCAGGCCUGCGCGCAGGACCGCUGCCACUGCCCGCCGGGCGCCGCCUGUGCCUGCAGCUCCCUUGCCGAGUUCUCCCGCCAGUGCUCGCACGCCGGCGGCCGGCCCGGCAGCUGGAGGACCGCCACGUUCUGCCCCAAGAGCUGCCCCGGCAACAUGGUUUACUUGGAGAGUGGCUCCCCCUGCAUGGACACCUGCUCACACCUGGGGAUCAGCAACCUGUGCGAGGAGCACCAGAUGGACGGCUGUUUCUGCCCUGAAGGUACCGUGUAUGAUGACAUCGCAGGCGCCGGGUGUGUUCCUGUGAGCCAGUGUCACUGUAGGCUCCACGGGCACCUGUACUCGCCUGGCCGGCAGGUCACCAAUGACUGCGAGCAGUGCGUCUGCACCGCCGGCCGCUGGGUGUGCAAAGACCUGCCGUGCCCUGGCACCUGUGCCCUGGAGGGCGGCUCCCACAUCUCCACCUUCGAUGGGAAGAAGUACACCUUCCACGGAGACUGCUACUACGUGCUGGUCAAGGUAGGCGACCACGACUCCUACGCCCUCCUGGGUGAGCUGACCCCCUGCGGCUCGACGGACAAGCAGACCUGCCUGAAGACUGUGGUGCUGCUGGCUGACAACAAGAAGAACGUGGUGGCCUUCAAGUCGGACGGCAGCGUGCUGCUGAAUGAGCUGCAGGUGAACUUGCCUCACGUGACUGCCAGCCUCUCCGUCUUCCAGCCCUCCUCUCACCACCUGGUGGUGAGCACCGCCUUCGGCCUCAGGCUGCAGGUGCAGCUGCUGCCUGUGAUGCAGCUGUUUGUGACGCUGGACCAGGCCUCCCAGGGCCGCGUGCAGGGCCUCUGUGGGAACUUCAACGGCCUGGAAGGGGACGACUUCAAGACGGCGGGUGGGCUGGUGGAGGCCACGGGCGCCGGCUUCGCCAACACGUGGAAGGCCCAGUCGAGUUGCCAUGACAAGCUGGACUGGCUGGAGGACCCCUGCUCCCUCAACAUCGAGAGCGCCAACUACGCCGAGCACUGGUGCUCCCUGCUGAAGAGGACAGAGACCCCCUUUGGCAGGUGCCACUCCGCCGUGGACCCCUCGGAGUAUUACAAGAGGUGCAAGUAUGACACGUGUAACUGCGGGAGCAGCGAGGGCUGCCUGUGCGCCGCCCUGUCCUCCUACGCCCGUGCCUGCGCCGCCAAGGGCGUCGUGCUGUGGGGCUNCACCCCCACCCCCGCAGACAAGGACGUGGGCUCCUGCCCCACCUCCCAGAUCUUCCUCUACAACCUGACCACCUGCCAGCCCACCUGCCGCGCGCUGUCCGAGGCCGACACCCACUGCCUCCAGGGCUUCGCGCCGGUGGACGGCUGCGGCUGCCCCGACCACACCUUCCUGGACGAGAAGGGCCGCUGCGUGCCGCGGGCCAAGUGCUCUUGCUAUCACCGCGGCCUCUACCUGGAGGCCGGGGAGGUGGUCCUGCGGCAGGGAGAGCGAUGCGUUUGCCGGAACGGCAGGCUUCACUGCAUCCCGAUCCACCUGAUCAGCCCCAGCUGCUCGGCCCCAAAGAUCCACAUUGACUGCAACAACCUGACAGCGCUGGCCAUCCAGAACCCUCGACCCACCAGCUGCCAGACGCUGGCUGCCGGCCACUACCAGACGGAGUGCGUCAGCGGCUGUGUGUGCCCAGACGGGCUCCUGGAUGACGGCCUCGGAGGCUGUGUUGUGGAGGAGCAGUGCUCCUGUGUGCACAAUGGGGACCUGUACCCACCCGGGAACAAGAUCAAGGUGGACUGCAACACCUGCACCUGCCGCAGAGGCCGCUGGGAGUGCACGCAGGCCGUGUGCUACGGCUCCUGCUCCAUCUAUGGAAGUGGCCACUACAUCACCUUCGACGGGAAGUACUACGACUUUGAUGGACACUGCUCCUAUGUGGCGGCUCAGGACUACUGUAGCCAGAACUCCUCACUGGGCUCCUUCAGCAUCAUCACUGAGAACGUUCCUUGUGGCACCACGGGUGUCACCUGCUCCAAGGCCAUCAAAAUCUUCAUGGGGAGGACGGAGCUGAAGCUGGAGGACAAGCACCGCAUGGUGAUCCACCGGGACGUGGGCCACCAUGUGUCCUACACCACACGGGAGGUGGGCCAGUACCUGGUGGUGGAGGCCAGCAUCGGCAUCAUCGUCAUCUGGGACAAGAAGACGACCGUCUUCAUCAAGCUGGCCCCGUCCUACAAGGGCAAGGUGUGCGGGCUGUGCGGGAACUUUGACCACCGCUCCAGCAACGACUUCACCACGAGGGACCACAUGGUGGUGGACAGCGAGCUGGACUUCGGGAACAGCUGGAAGGAGAACCCCACCUGUCCAGACGUGAGCUUCACCCCGGAGCCCUGCCUCCGGAGACCGCACCGCCUCUCCUGGGCCGUGAAGCAGUGCAGCAUCAUCAAGAGCCGGGUCUUUGGCGUCUGCCACAGCAAGGUGGACCCCAAGCCCUUCUACGAGGCCUGCGUCCAUGACUCGUGCUCCUGCGACACGGGCGGGGACUGCGAGUGCUUCUGCUCUGCCGUGGCCUCCUACGCCCAGGCGUGCACGAAGGAGGGGGCCUGCGUGUUCUGGAGAACGCCAGACCUGUGCCCCAUAUUCUGUGACUACUACAACCCCCCGGACGAGUGCGAGUGGCACUAUGAGCCGUGUGGGAACCGCAGCUUUGAGACCUGCAGGACGAUCAACGGCCUCUACUCCAACAUCUCCGUGUCCUACCUGGAGGGCUGCUACCCGCGGUGCCCGGUGGACAGGCCCAUCUACGAUGAGGACCGGAAGAAGUGUGUCACGGCCGACCAGUGCGGCUGCUAUGUGGAGGACACCCAUUACCCGCCUGGAGCACCCAUGCCCCCCGAGAAGGAAUGCGAGGCUUGCACAUGCAACAACUCCUCCUCGAAAGUCUGCUGGUUCGAGGAAGGGAAGGUUCUCAACUACACCCAGGAUGGCUUUUUCUGCUACUGGGUGAUCUGUGGUCCGAACGGCACGGUGGAGACACACUUCAACAUCUGCCCGAGUAGCCCGGCGCCCUCCUCCCUGCCGCCCUCCACCACCCCCAGCACCCCCAGCACCCCCAGCACCACCAGCACCACCAGCACCACCCCCACCCCCAGCACAGAAGUGUGCUGCUUCUGGUCCGACUGGAUCAACGAGAACCACCCCAGUCUGGACAGCUCCGGGGGAGACACGGAGAAAUUCGACAGCGUCUGCGAGGCCCCGGAGGACAUCCAGUGCAGGCUGGCCCAGGAGCCCCACCUCGACUGGGAGGACGCGGGCCAGAAGCUGCAGUGCGACGUCUCCUCGGGGCUGAUUUGCAACAACGAAGACCAGUUUGGAAACGGACCAUUCUCGGUCUGCUAUGACUAUGAAAUACGUGUCAAUUGCUGCGUGCCGAUAGAAGAGUGUCCCACCACGGUGACUCCGACCACCUCGACGCCCACCUCAACCACCACCUCAACCACCUCCUCGACGCCCACCUCGACGCCCACCUCGACGCCCACCUCGACGUCCACCUCACCCACCACCUCGACGCCCACCUCGACGCCCACCUCAACCACCACCUCAACCACCACCUCGACACCCACCUCGACGCCCACCUCAACCACCACCUCGACACCCACCUCGACACCCACCUCGACACCCACCUCAACCACCACCUCGACGCCCACCUCAACACCCACCUCGACACCCACCUCAACCACCACCUCGACACCCACCUCGACACCCACCUCAACAACCACCUCAACCACCACCUCGACGCCCACCUCAACACCCACCUCAACACCCACCUCAACCACCACCUCGGCGCCCACAACAUCAGGCACGCUGUCCACCAGCAAGCCCCCUGGGUGCCCCCACUUUGAUCCUCCCAGACAGGAGAACGAGACGUGGUGGCUGUGCAACUGCACCAUGGCCAUCUGCAAGCACGACAACACGGUGGAGCUGGUGGAGAAGAAGUGUGAGCCCCCGCCCAUCCCCACCUGCUCCAACGGCCUCCCGCCCGUGCAAGUCCCGGACCCCGACGGCUGCUGCUGGCACUGGGAGUGCGACUGCUACUGCACAGGCUGGGGGGAUCCGCACUACGUCACCUUCGACGGGCUCUACUACAGCUACCAGGGCAACUGCACGUACGUGCUGGUGGAGGAGGUCGUGCCCUCCGCCCUCGGCUUCGGCUUCGGCGUCUACAUCGACAACUACCACUGCGACGUCAACGACCGGGUGUCCUGUCCCCGCACGCUCAUUGUGCGCUACCGGACCCAGGAGGUGCUCCUCAAGACGGUGCAGAUGAUGCCCAUCGACGUGCAGGUGCAGGUCAACGGGCAGGCCGUGGCGCUGCCCUACGUCAAGGACCAGCUGCGGGUGUCCCAGUCCGGCAUCAACUACGUGGUGGAGCUGCCCCUGCUGGGCGCCGUCACCUCCUACAACGGCCUCUCCUUCUCCAUCAGGCUGCCCUUCCGCCUGUUUGGCAACAACACCAGGGGCCAGUGCGGCACCUGCACCAACAACACCGCUGACGACUGCAUGCUGCCCAGCGGGGAGGUCAUUUCCAACUGCGAGGUUGCGGCCGACCAGUGGCUGGUGAAUGACCCCUCCAAGCCACACUGUCCCCACAUGGGCGUCACCACCAAGCCCCCGGGCAUCACGCCGUCAGUGGGCAGCCCCACGAACAAGGAUUGUGCUUCUUCUCUCUGCGAGCUCAUCAAAGACAGCCUGUUUGCGCCGUGCCACAAGAAGGUGCCCCCUCAGCACUACUACGACGCCUGCGUGUUCGACAGCUGCUUCGUGCCCGGCUCGGGCCUGGAGUGCGCCAGCCUGCAGACCUACGCCGCCAUCUGUGCCCAGGAGAAGAUCUGCAUCGACUGGCGGAACCACACCAACGGGGUCUGCUCGGUGACGUGUCCGCCUCACAGGGAGUACCGUGCCUGUGGUCCUUCAGAGGAGCCCACCUGCAAGUCUAGUGCCCCGGAGAAGAACGUCACCCUGGUGGAAGGCUGCUUCUGUCCCGAAGGCACCACAAACUAUGCCCCGGGAUUCGACGUCUGCAUGGAGUUCUGCGGUACGCUGCGGCCCUCCCGCCCCCGCGAAUUUGGGGAACAUUUUGAGUUCGACUGCAAGAACUGCAUCUGCCUGGAGGGCGGGAGCGGCAUUGUCUGCAAGCCCAAGAUUUGCCGCCAGGAGCCGCUGCACUGCACGGAGGAAGGCACCUACCCCGCCGUAGAGGUCAACCCCGCCGACAAGUGCUGCAACGUCACAACUUGCAAGUGCAACACCAGCCUGUGCCAGGCGAGGCCGCCCAAGUGCGCGUUGGGAUUUGAAGUGAAGAGCGAGAUCAUACCCGGGAAGUGCUGUCCCAUCUACACCUGUGUGCCCAAGGGCGUGUGCGUUCACGGGAAUGCUGAGUAUCAGCCGGGAUCGCCAGUUUACUCCUCCAAGUGCCAGGAAUGCGUGUGCACCGCGCGCAGGAACAGCACCUCGCAGCUUAAUAUCAUCUCCUGCAGCCACGUGCCGUGUAACACCACCUGCCGCCCCGGCUUUGAGCUGGUGGAGGCCCCCGGGGAGUGCUGCAAGAAGUGUGAGCAGACCCACUGCAUCAUCAACAGGCCCAACAGGGAACCCAUCAUCCUGAAGCCCGGGGACAUAAAGCACGACCCCAAGAAUAACUGCACCUUCUUCAGCUGCGUGAACAUUCAAAACCAGCUCAUCUCGUCCGUCUCCAACAUCACCUGCCCCGACUUUGACCCCAGCAUCUGCGUCCCGGGCUCCAUCUCAUUCAUGCCCAAUGGCUGCUGCAAGAAAUGCAUCCCUCGCAACGAGACCAGGACCUUCUGCUCCACCAUUCCUGUCACCCGGGAGAUUUCUUUCCAUGGCUGCACCAGAAGAGUCAUGAUGAACUACUGCUCCGGGUCCUGUGGGACCUUCGCCCUGUACUCGGCGGAGGCCCAGGCCCUGGACCACAAGUGCUCCUGCUGUAAGGAAGAGCGCACCAGCCAGAAGGAGGUGCUACUGCAGUGCCCGGAUGGCAGUUCGCUGAGCCACACCUACACCCACAUCGACAGCUGCCUGUGCCAGGACACGGCCUGCGCGCUCCCGGCUCUGCGCGGCCCUGGCCGUGCCCGGCGCUCCAGCCCCGGGGCCCUGCGUCCAGGGGGCGCCUGAGCUGGGCGCGCCACCCAGCUGGCCCCCGCCGUCCUCCUCACCCGCCGCCCGCGCUGACCUGCUGAGCUUCCCCACCUCCUAAGCCGUCUUCCUCUCUGCAGAUAUUUAUUUUCCGAGUCUUUGUUCAGUUCUUUGCUUUUUCCACAAUAAACUUGGGCAGACGCUGC
Molecule: messenger RNA, 7079 nt
Organism: Suricata suricatta (meerkat)
Lineage: Eukaryota; Metazoa; Chordata; Mammalia; Carnivora; Herpestidae
Gene: MUC2
Product: mucin 2, oligomeric mucus/gel-forming
Exons: 47
Coding region: 1-6912 (2303 amino acids)
Cellular component (GO): extracellular matrix
Molecular function (GO): protein binding
Source: RefSeq, a predicted model, not a curated record